GACGAAGUUAUGGGCUGUAUUCCACUAGAAACAUUUUUCACUUAAAAAGAAUGGAUUCUUAUUUGUAUUUCUUAAAAUCAGGAGCCUCUUAUUUCAAGAAUUUAGUGGAUUUAGUAACGUAAGAGGACUGUCGCUUUGUCCGUCUCUCUGUUUCUGCGAUCUCUCAUAAAAAAUAAUUGAAAUUCCAAUGAAGGGACUCCCACAAAAGCGACAGAUGUUUGUAGAAAAAGCAGUAAUUGAACAUUGAUUUGUCCACCCUGUCCAUCUUGCUUUGCUUUCUCCCUCUCGUUUCCUCUUCUUUCUUUCUCACUCUAUCAGUUACCCACCACGCUCCUACGCCUCUCACUCCUCCACUCUGCAGCAUUCACAUUUUUCUACCUCGAUUUCUCAAAAUCAAACGAGGGAACUUCUCCCGCUGUGCUGAUCUGGCUUCGAUUCUUGCCUGGCUGAUUCUCAGAAUAACUGAAGAGUCCUUUACAUACAUUAUAUGCAUAUACAAGAACUCUGUAGUUGAAGGGCUGAAAUUCAGACUUGAUUGAAGAUUGAAGAUACAUACAUACAUAUAUAUAUAUAUAUAUUCCGUCGUGGUGUUUAGCUAAUGAUGCUUCGGAUAUCGAUAUCAGUCCGAGUAAUCCUGCUAUGUUGUGGAUUGUUCUUAACUGCAUCAGGCGCAAACGUCGGGGUAAACAUAGGGACUGAUGUGUCGAACCUACCUUCAACAGGCGACAUAGUCGCGAUCCUCAGAGCAAAGAAAAUCGAUCAUGUUCGUCUCUUCGACGCCGAUUCGCAUAUGCUGAAUGCUCUUUCCAACACCGGCAUCGAAGUCAUGGUCAGCGUCACGAACCAGGAAGUUUUAGGAAUCGGCGAAUUCCCGUCGAGAGCAGCCGCUUGGAUCAACAAGAACGUCGCGGCCUACGUGCCCUCGACCAACAUCACAGCCAUUGCUGUCGGCAGCGAAGUUCUGUCGUCGCUCCCGCACGCCGCGCCAAUUCUGCUCCCGGCGAUGAACAAUCUGUACAAGGCCUUAGUUGCGGCGGACCUCAAUUACCGGGUUAAAGUCUCGACCCCGCAUUCGAUGGACAUCGUUCCCCGCCCGUUCCCUCCUUCCACUGCAGCAUUCAACGCGACAUUGAAUUCGACCAUCGUACAGAUCCUCCAGUUCUUGAAGAACACGAAAUCCUUCUACAUGCUGAAUGCGUAUCCGUAUUACGAAUACGUUAAGGGGAAAGGGAUCUUCCCGCUCGAGUACGCUCUGUUUAAACCGCUCCCUGCAGUGAAGCAGAUUGUUGAUCCAAAUACGCUGUUUCACUACAACAGUAUGUUCGAUGCUUUAGUCGAUGCUACAUACUAUUCGAUGGCGGCGCUGAACUUCUCUGCGAUCCCUAUCGUCGUGACCGAAACUGGCUGGCCGUCGUUCGGUGGAACGAACGAGCCGGAUGCGACUCCCGAAAAUGCCGAGACGUACAACAACAAUUUGAUCCGGCGGGUGUCGAACGAUUCUGGUCCUCCUAGUCAGCCCACAAUCCCGAUCGGUGCGUACAUUUACGAGCUAUUUAAUGAGGACAAGCGGCCGGGUCCUGUUUCGGAGAAGAAUUGGGGUAUCGUUUCAACGAACGGGAGCUCGGUGUACGACAUAAGCCUGAGUGACUCGGGUAACCUUGAUUCGAAUGGCUCGACGGUUUUCUGUGUAGCGCGAUCGGGUACAGACGACGGUGCGCUACGGGAUGGGCUGAACUGGGCUUGCGGACACGGCCAGGCUGACUGCACGGCGAUUCAGCAAGGGCAGGCUUGCUACCUCCCGAAUACGCUACAGAACCACGCGUCGUAUGCCUACAAUGAUUAUUAUCAGAAGAUGCACGGAUCCGGUGGGACCUGUGAUUUCGGUGGCUCGGCUACAUUAACCCCUGUCGAUCCGAGCUAUGGAUCGUGUCGAUUUGCGGGAAGUUCGAAUUCGAGCACAGGGCAUCUGUUUCCGACUCCGGCGCAGGGGCCGGUGGGGCCGUCGUCGGAGGGCUGGAGGAGGAGGGCAACGAUGGUUGAGCUUGGUACAAUUGCGGCAACUGCUGCUGUUGGUGUGUUGUUGGUGGAUGUGAAUAUGGGAAUCAUGAUCGGUUUGUAGUGGAUUUUUGAUUUGUGAUUAUGGGGCAAUCCUAUGUUGUUCACAACAUUGAACAGUAUUUUUGGGUUUUGAUCGAAUUCUUGGAUAUGCCUAGGCAAAGGUGGUCUGUUUUAUACACCAAUGUCUGUCAGUCUGAUCAAAUUAAACUUCACAUCUUAAUGAGAUUGAA
Messenger RNA from Andrographis paniculata, 2288 nucleotides. RefSeq names its product glucan endo-1,3-beta-glucosidase 4-like. The record is from RefSeq and is a predicted model, not a curated record. The transcript has 5 exons. Gene Ontology annotation, molecular function: hydrolase activity, hydrolyzing O-glycosyl compounds. The coding region runs from base 599 to 2119 and encodes 506 amino acids. Gene Ontology annotation, cellular component: plasma membrane. Lineage: Eukaryota; Viridiplantae; Streptophyta; Magnoliopsida; Lamiales; Acanthaceae. Gene Ontology annotation, biological process: carbohydrate metabolic process.